Messenger RNA from Acytostelium subglobosum LB1, 780 nucleotides. RefSeq lists its product as hypothetical. Gene Ontology annotation, molecular function: tRNA guanylyltransferase activity; magnesium ion binding. Gene Ontology annotation, biological process: tRNA modification. The record is from RefSeq and is a predicted model, not a curated record. NCBI's taxonomy places the organism in Eukaryota, Evosea, Eumycetozoa, Acytosteliales, Acytosteliaceae. Bases 1 to 780 code for a protein of 259 amino acids. The transcript has 3 exons.
AUGGCCAAUAGCAAGUAUGAGUAUGUUAAGCAAUUUGAACAACCAGAUCAAUUGUUACCAAAUGUAUGGGUGGUGAUCAGAGUGGAUGGUCGAUCAUUCCACAAGUUCACAACCAAACACGAGUAUCAGAAGCCAAACGAUGAUAGAGGUCUGGAGUUAAUGAAUCGUUGUGCAUUGGAGGUGUGCAAAGAGUUCACUGACAUUGUAAUAGCAUUUGGUGAGAGUGAUGAAUAUAGCUUUGUUCUCAAGAAGACCUGUACAUUGUUUGAACGUCGUGAGAGUAAGAUCAUCUCUUCAGUAGUAUCAUACUUUACCAGUCAAUUUGUAUAUCGAUGGAAGGAAUACUUUGGAGAGUAUCCACUCAGGUAUCCACCAACCUUUGACUCAAGAGCAGUCUGUUAUCCAUCAGAUCAAAACUUAAGAGAUUACCUAAGUUGGAGACAAGCAGAUACACAUAUUAACAAUAUGUACAAUACUGUAUAUUGGGCAUUGGUGUUGAAGGGUGGCAAGACACCACAUGAGGCAGAGGUGUCUCUAAAGGGUACACUGGCAGAGGCAAAGAAUGAGAUACUCUUCACUCAAUUUGGUAUCAACUAUAACACUUUGCCACAGAUGUAUCGCAAGGGAUCAGUAAUCUAUCGCAAGAUGGUCAAUGAGGAAUCAAUCGACAGUCGAACCAACGAACCAACAAACAAACUCAAGAAACGUCUUGUUGUGGAGCACAUUGACAUCAUCUCUGAUAAGUUCUGGAAGGACAAUGCUGAUAUUCUCUCAUCAUAA